Messenger RNA from Olea europaea var. sylvestris, 1618 nucleotides. Its product is annotated as ankyrin repeat-containing protein BDA1-like. Gene Ontology annotation, molecular function: protein binding. The record is from RefSeq and is a predicted model, not a curated record. The transcript has 2 exons. NCBI's taxonomy places the organism in Eukaryota, Viridiplantae, Streptophyta, Magnoliopsida, Lamiales, Oleaceae. The coding region runs from base 78 to 1478 and encodes 466 amino acids.
UUAAAUUGCUAGUUUUUAUUUUGACCAUCCAGAAGUGGUACAACUGAUCUUAGGCUCAGAAAAAUUAUCUGCAACCUAUGGACAGAAGGCUAAUUGAGGCUGCUCAUAAGGGAGAUGUUCAUCAACUGCAAACUCUGAUCAAAGACGAUCCUUUCCUGAUGAAGGCUGUAGCAUUAUCACGUGGAGAAACUCCGUUACAUAUUGCUUGUAUGGCGGGAAACCUGAGUUUUGCGAAAGAGGUUCUAAAUCUGAGUCCAGAAUUCGCAAAAGAAUUGAGCCACGACGGUUUCAGCCCCCUGCAUAUUGCUGCAGGUAAUGGGGAUAUAGAGAUCGUAAAAGAGCUCCUGAUAAGAGAUCGUAGUUUGUGUAUGGUUAAGGGAAAUGAAAUGAGAAUUCCCCUGCACUAUGCAGUGAUCAAAGGCAGGAUAGAAGUCAUUAAAGAACUGCUUUCAGCCAAUGAAGGUAGCAUAAGAAAAGCGACGGCUCGUGGUGAAAAUUCUCUCCAUCUGGCUGUGAAAAACAACCAAUUUGAAGCCUUUAAGAGCCUGGCAGUGUACCUGAAGACCAAUAAUAGGGAGGAUAUAUUUAAUGAGAAGGAUGCACGAGGGAACACCAUCUUGCAUCUUGCAGUUUCCAGAAAGCAAUAUGAGGCAAAUACGAACAACUUAUCUCUUUUUUGGCCGGAUGGAUUGGACGAGAUAUACUAUGUUGUUGAGUUGAUGCUAGAUGAGAAUUUUGUCAGGAAAGGCUUGUUGGAGGUGAAUUCCUUGAACAAAAUGGACCGUACACCACUUGAUGUAUUACUAUCAGAAGGGGGUGAUGAUGAAAUUGAGGAAAUGCUUUGUCUAGCUGGGGCUUCAGUGCAACAGACAACACAAACAGAGAACGGGAUCGUUCCCACUCAUGAUCCAAAUGAUGAAUUAAGGAGAGAAAGGCCUCGAAAGCCAUAUGAGAAAUUGCAGGAAUACUUCAAAUUUGACAAAGCUAAAGAGACUCCAAGUGAAGUCCGAAGUGUAUUGCUUGUGGUAGCUACAUUAAUCACAACUGCAACAUAUCAAGCUGUCCAUAGUCCACCUGGUGGUGUUUGGCAGGAGGACUUUAGGCCUACGAGUAGCAGUAACACGACCACCAUCAAGGACGCCACACGGUCACCAGCACAUACUGCUGGAAAAGCAGUGAUGGGAACACAGAAUUCAGCUGCAUUCGGUCUAUUCCUGAUUUUCAACUCAAUAGGGUUUUUCACAUCUGUUCAGAUGAUAUUUUUUCUCACUUUUGGAUUCCCUUUACAAUUGGAAUUGCGAGCCUCACUUUUCGCACUUGCAGUAACGUACGAUACUUGUAUGACCGAAAUGGCAACCGGCAAUCUAUCCGUGUUAUUUGUUAUCAUUUCCAUUGCUAUGCCAUUACUGAUAGGCAUUCUGGCCAAGGUGGCCAGAGAUUACUGUAAGAAACCAACAUCAGCAUCAUGGACUGCCUAAGGAAGGAUUAUUCUUCAACAUCAGUUUGUAUGUUUUGAGCAAUAUAGGUUUUAAGAUCCUCUUCAGCAAUAAAUUGUGUGUAAUAAUUACUCAUUUAUAGCUUUGAUUAUGUUGAUAUUUGAAGAAUUGCACCUGCUCUU